Molecule: messenger RNA, 5106 nt
Organism: Hermetia illucens (black soldier fly)
Lineage: Eukaryota; Metazoa; Arthropoda; Insecta; Diptera; Stratiomyidae
Gene: vri
Product: transcription factor SPT20 homolog
Exons: 2
Coding region: 809-2497 (562 amino acids)
Biological process (GO): circadian rhythm; regulation of DNA-templated transcription
Cellular component (GO): nucleus
Molecular function (GO): DNA binding; DNA-binding transcription factor activity
Source: RefSeq, a predicted model, not a curated record
GUGGCUGAUAGUGAAAUGAAGGGCACUCGCCAGGAAUCUGAAUCUGAACCCGAUUCUGUUGUGCAAAAGCACAAAGGCGUCGUGCGGACACGGAAGCAAGCUCGAAGGUGGGCGAUGGUCGCCGGGCCGACGCACGCCACAGUGCGCGGCGAGACUCAACUUUCCAUGUGAACAAUGGGUACGCGGAAUGUCGACUGAGUUAGUUUGUGAUUUGACUUGAGACGUUAGGCACGUAUGUUUGCUUGUACGCUGCUCACGACGCGCAGAGUAGAUGUGCCGAUGUAAGAACUUUCAACGAUAGACUUUAGCCCAUGUUGAAUGCAUUGUGUGAGCCUGUGAAGUUUCGAGAUCCUGUCUGUCCGCCACUGUCUAGGGUGUUCAAGGAAAACAAAGCCGAGCUUUGUCGUGCUCGUCCCGAACCGUGCGACUGUUGUCCUUCGAAAGCUGCUCGUGUCCUGAAACGACAAGUGAUCCGAGAAAGUGUAGUGUGCAGUCAGUGAAGUGAUUUGUGCCUUCGCGCGUGGAGAACGGGGCUACUAUCUGACAAUAGGCCAGUAACGUAUGAAUGAAGUGAAUGAAAAGCGUUGCGCCGCUAGCUGGUCCUAAGUGAAUCUGAAUUGAAUUCGAGUGCAAGCAAGUGACGGAUUGCCCAGAAUAGGCUGCAAGCGAGAGCUGUCGCUGCAUCGGGAAGAGCCUGCCAGCGGGCCAGAGAGCCAUCCCAGUGGAUCAUUAAACUGUUUCGUCCCCGGCACAACAUCCGGUCAGCUCCGACUGGUUCCCUAGGUCGAUGUUCUAAGAAAUACAAAUAAUGGUGGCGGAAUUCGUCGCCCGACAGCAAAGCGGCUCCCCAGUUAACGGAGAGACACCACAUCAAAAUCACACUCCAUCCAAUAUGCCAGCACAUGGUAAUGCCAAUAAUUCAGACAUGCGUCUAGACACAAGUUCAUCAAUAUUACAAAUAAAUACAAAUUCAUCACAAUCAUCAAAUAGCAGAAUGUUGAAUUCAAACGGACAAAACGGACAAACAUUUCUCCAUGACCAUGGCAAUCUGCUGCUAACUCAAGAUGCAAUGAGCCCACAAUCACCAGGAAGUGACAAUUACAUUGGAUUUGAUCUGGCUGCACAAUUGAAACGUAAAGAGUUAUUUACACAGCGAAAACAACGUGAAUUUAUCCCUGAAAAUAAAAAGGACGAUAGCUACUGGGAUCGUAGACGUCGCAAUAACGAAGCAGCAAAGCGAUCACGGGAGAAGCGUCGAUACAAUGACAUGGUACUAGAGCAACGCGUUGUUGAACUUACUAAAGAGAAUCAUGUCCUGAAAGCACAGCUAGAAGCAAUCAAAGACAAAUUCAACAUCACUGCAGAGAAUCUUGUGAGCGUGGAUCAAAUCAUGGCCACAUUACCUACCAGCGAACAAGUUCUAAGUAUUACAAAACGCGCUAAGCUAACAAACAGUGUACCACCAACUAUAAUCUACCCAGGAUCACCGAGUCCAGCACCUCCAUCCACAAUUCAUCAACCUUUAGGGGUAGACUCUCCACCAUCGCCGACAAGACUUCACCACUCGCAAGUCGCUAUCCAUCAACAGCAGCCGCAACAGCCCCUACAGCCUCAACCUAAACUUCAGACCCAAGCCCCUCCAUUGGCGCCCCAUCAUCACUUCCGCUCCUGCCAGUCCAGUUCACCACCACAUAUGGAUUAUCGCGAAGCGGAGGUAUCCUACCAUCAGCAGCAUGCCAGAAACCCCCCGACGUUGCAUCACCACCAUCGUCAUCACCAUCCAUCGCAUCCCCACGUACAAUUCACCACGACUGCCAACAUCACUACAUUACCAGCUACUAGCAACGUCCCAGCGCCAGUAUCCGCUGCUUCCCAACUUUCAGCCACGGCGGCAGUUGCCCUUGCCACAAAUAUCUCCAACAUUUGCUAUACCGCAACGGGUGCUGUUAAUGUUCUUGCUGCAGCUCAGGCAGCCGCAGCCGGUACUCCUCUGAAUGAGCUGCAUCCAUAUGAUGCCACCCUGGUCACGGCAGCUGGCAAUGUCCUGAACUUAUCACGUCGUGCUCAAUCACCCUAUGAAUUGUCUAGUGGUGCAGGAUCUGGCACAGCUUCAGGGGAUGAUGAACAAUGUGAUAACCAACCCUCUAAUGAUAUAAACAAUAGUUUGCCCCUGAAACUACGGCACAAAUCUCAUUUGGGUGAUAAGGAUGCUGCUACAGCUCUGCUGGCUCUUCAGCACAUCAAACAGGAGCCAAGCUCCCGUUCACCACCAUGGGAUGGAGAAGGAUCGAGUGAUGAAAGAGACUCUGGUAUUUCAAUUGGUACGGAUUGGGUGGCAGGAUUUCAACGGAAAACGUCACCGGUCAAUGAUAAGGAGGAGGAGAAUAUUCAUCUGAAAUCCCAGCUUGCCCGGCUGGAAUCUGAAGUUGCCACAAUAAAAAACAUGAUGAUCCUGAAUACAACGCCUGGACAAGGUGCAACGGCUACAGCCCAGUAAUUAAAGUGUUUUUUUUUUUUUUUGUAUAAUUAAGUUAUGUUAUUUAUUGUCAUUGAUAUUAGUGAUCAGAAUCGGAGGAUUUAAUUCGAAAAAGAUCAGGUAUUUAUUGCGAGAAUCAUUAUUUUUUUACAUUGUUUCGUUUAUGUAGUUUUUUUUUUCAAAAGAAGAAGUAGAUAUAGCACUGAAAAGUGAUCCUAGAAACAGGGAUAGGUAGUCAUAACUGCGAUAUUCAUUUCAAUAAUCCUCCCUUGGAGGUUUAAAUGGUUUUGAUCAGGGUCUGCCGGUAUAACAAAUUAGAAAAAAAUAAAUUAGUAUAGUCACUCUCGGAAGCUGAAGCGUGGUCAUACAUGAGGUUCUAGCGUAACGACCCUAUGUGGAUCCUCAAGGCACUCUACCGUAUAUCUUAUCACUCAGAAGUUUACCAUUCUAUCCCUUUUAAAUAUUCAUGUUCGUGAUUCGAACUCGCGGUACCGAACAGAUCUUUCUCUCGCAUGCUUCCUAGCUCUGUAAUAAAUAAAUAGGGCGGUACGAGGAUGGCCACUCAGAGACUUGGAAUUCUCUGAACAAAUUUACGGAUUCCAUCAGAGUUUCAUGCUUGCCGGCAUUCGUCACUAAAGAUACUCCAGGAAAAUAUUUAUAAAAUGAAAUGUUUGCAAGAUCCUUCCUCAACAUUUCUAAAGGACAAUUAUUUCAAAAUGCAUGACACAUGAUGGGCCUUUUUGCUAAACGUCGGGAUUUUAAUUUUUUUCCUACAAAUAUUUGUUUAAUGCUUCGAAGGAUAUGCCCACUCCUGCACUAUUCAGGUCUUCUGCAAUUUCCUUUGUAGGCUGUCUUCUAUUUUCUACUUCCAAUUUUAUCGCUUUCUUUUUGAUCCUGAUGAUAAUAAUAAUAAUCGUUGGUACGACAAACUAGUUGAAUGAAGUCCUUGAAGCGUGUUAGAACACUUCAUCCAACACCGUGGCUGUAUACUACCGUACACUGUAGGAAGCAACGUGGUCAGCAUUGCGCUCGCCUUGAUUAUUAUCCUAAUUUGGCUUCAGGUACUCAUUCACAGCUGAGUCGAGUAUCCCAACAUCCAGUCACUAUGCCAAUCAUGCUGUCACCAGAGAGAUUUAAACCGCAACCUUCUGGUACGUGAGUCUAGCACUCUAAACACUGAGCCAUCCGGACCACGAGAAACUUAAAGAUUUUCAAUAUUCCCCUUUAUUUUGGAAAAGGAAUAGUUAUUAGAAUUGAGCAAUGCGAUUACGGAUCGUCUGGUUUCGGAAGUAACAUCCUUUGUCUUUGAAAUCUUAGUGGAACGAAGGAUAGCCGCUUACGGAAAAACGCGACAACAGGAUUCAAAAUUUAUAUCCGAAAUGAAAGUUCCAUAGACCAUAUAAUUGUGACCAAUUUUAUAUAUUUUUUUACCUGAAUAUUCUAUGAUCUGGGUUGCAUCUACAGACGUUAUUCGGCCUAGGCAUCCCUGAACAAAGAACUUAAACAUUGCGGUUUUGUGCCGCGGUUUAUGGCAUCGCCUCUAGAUUCUAUCAUGUUUCUAUCACAGCGUCGGUUUUGGUUUGUUAUGCCAUACGAAAACUAUUGAGCAUCCUUGGGUUAGAAAUGAACUUCAAGUAUCCUGGUGCGUUGAGGUCCAUUAAUUCGAUAUCCCUGCUUAGAUAUCCUAGUACACCAUCGUCUAUCUAUGGCACAAAAACUAUUGGUGUAGGUCUAUCUUAGAAACCAACGCAAAGCAUCCCGGUUUCGCGCCGAGGUGCAUCAAUUCGAUAUCCUUAGCAGUUUCUCUUAUCUAAGGCAGGGUUUAUGAUGGGUCCUUUUUCUAUCUACGAUUGCCACUAUAGGGUUUGCUAUAUUAGUCACUGUUCACUGCUUCGUUAAUCUGGAAUUUCGUUUUCUGAAAUAAAUCGAAGUAAAAAUAAGGAUGUUAACAACGGCUUACUGAAAAAGGGGACAUUCGCGAUUUAGUUUCGCAGAAGGAUUAUCUGAAAUUUGUUUCAUAUACAAAUAUUUCUGCUUUCCCAACGCAUGAAAUCCUUGCGCUCACUAACCUUUCUAUUUUGCGUCUUCUAAAAUUUUGUUCUUUUUUUUUUGUCUGAGGACUGAUGGUUUUUAAAAAUAACAUCUUGCAGUGAAAUUUUUUAAUUUUAAUUUGUUUCAUAAAAUAGAAGACCAAGCCUACGACCGGGCGCGAAACUUAAUUUAGACAAGCUGACGCUGCUACAAAAUAGUAGUUUUUGUAAGAACCACGUUUUCAAAGUCUUGGCUAGCAAAUCUUCUUGGUUUCUCUUUCGAAAACCCGGCAGCAUGCAACUCCUCCUUCUUCCAACUUUUCCAUGGAAUUCCAGGCGGUCGGGUAGCGUGGACUUAUAAGUGUUUUUGACGAACUAUACCCCGCAAAGUAUAAUAUGCCAACCAUCGAUAGCUGUCAUCGUAAUGUUUAGAAGGUGUCGCAGAAUAGUUGCCUUAUCUAAUUGACUGAGUUCCUCACAUUAUUAUUAUUCUGUUAAGGGAAAGUCGCACCGCGUCCUUGAAGAACUAUUGUGUCCCUUUUACUGGUUACAGUGUACCUGUUGAUCAUAGUAUCUCAAGCAGGUCUGUAACCGUUAGGA